This is a messenger RNA of Triticum aestivum (bread wheat), 790 nucleotides long. RefSeq lists its product as uncharacterized. Bases 50 to 463 code for a protein of 137 amino acids. The transcript is spliced from 2 exons. Lineage: Eukaryota; Viridiplantae; Streptophyta; Magnoliopsida; Poales; Poaceae. The record is from RefSeq and is a predicted model, not a curated record.
CAAGGAGUGCUCGCGCUGGAAGAAGGAGAACCUCAACCUGGGCGAGAAGAUGGAAGGCAUCACUCGCAGGAGGGACGAUCUGGAGAGCUAUCUGAGGAGCCUUGCCAAGAAGUUGUUCAUCAAGCUUGAAGAAUUUUGCCAUAACUUCAAGGAGGAGACUAGGCGUAUCGAACCUGGUUUGGAUCCAAUCAAUUCUCCCGUGAAAGAUGAAACUGCCAUGAAUCUGCUCCGACUGGAAUCCCGCAUCGACGGUCUCGUGGACUACUUGGCUCGACUGAAGGUCGCCAUGUCACGGAUUGACCCGUCACUUUGGCCAGAGGCCGCGCUCCAAAAUGAUCUUGAGUCCCUGAUGACUCGUCUUAACAAAAUCCCUGACCGAGUGCAGGAGUGGAAGAAGUCUUCUGCUCGGUGUGGUGCUGAUGUGGCUCUGUCUUUGGUUCGUGUCCACUGCAAGGAGGUGUGACAAGACAAACUGGCAGCAAUCAAGGUUGCCAACACCCAGAAGCAUGACUUCCGAACUUUUAUGGAGACUUUCAUCACUGCAGCCACUCGGAUCACCGACGGCAUCGACCUGGAUGAGUUCGUCGAGCCUGCCAGCCCUCCUCCUGCGGAGUGAACAAACUUUUCUGCCUCACCUUAAAUUUGCCUCGGAAUGCCGAGUGGUUUUUGUAACUGUUAAACUCUUUCGGGCUGAAUGCCUGAGCACUUUGAUCUGUGGUCCGAAACCUUUAGGAUUUAUCUGAACUUGGUUUAUCGUUGAAUAUCUUUAUGAAUCCCCGUCGAGUGGAAA